Astrephomene gubernaculifera is the source of this 1017-nucleotide messenger RNA. Lineage: Eukaryota; Viridiplantae; Chlorophyta; Chlorophyceae; Chlamydomonadales; Astrephomenaceae. The record is from the annotation of a GenBank genome assembly.
CUCUCCCUAACCCACCUUCGGAUGACCCUUCCUCACCUUCCCUCGUAACUCGCCUGUCAGCAUUCCGCCCCGCCUUUCUCUCCCCUCCACCCUCGUAUGCACUCACAUUUGGACUCCGAUGCUUCACUUUUCAUUUAUUCUCCCCCCCCCACCAGGCCCUCCUCCCUGGACCUGCGCCUGUCCCGCUGCUGCCUGCUGCUGCGCUCCUGCCUGGGUCGGCCGCUGCUGCAGAUGGAGGCGAGGGAGGUGCGGGUGGGGCUGUGCAACACGUCCCCCACGCUGUCCCGCGCCUUCGCCUUCCUCACCCUCUCCGCCUGCACCCACUCGCCCUCGCUUCGCUGCUGGGAGCCGCUGCUGGCGCCCUGGCAGCUGCUGGCGCACUGGGAUAGGAACACCAGCGGAGGGGGAGGGGGAGGAGGAGGAGGAGGAGGCGGGGGGAGCAGUGGGGGCGUGCAGCCGGGCAGUUGGAUCAAGCUGACGUCGACACAGGGUAUCGUGUCCCUGGCCGCCUCCACCACCCCGCUUCGGGCGCUGCUGGAGGGACUGCCCGAAUGGACCCAACUGGGGGCACCCGAGGGACUGGCGGCGGUACGACGGCAGCUGGCGUACGGCGACAUGGGAGGAGGGGGAGGGGGAGCAGCAGGUGGGGGUUUCGGAGCCUCCUCCUCCUCCUCCUCCUCCUCCUCCCUGCAGCCCCCCGCGCUGGUGACCAACGCGCUGGGGGUGCGGGCGGAGAUGCUGACGGAGCUGGGGGACAGACAGGUGGUGGUAGAGCUCCCCCCGGGUGCGGAGGACGUCCCCGUGCUCCUCCAACCGCCCCAACCGCCAACCACCACAACCGACCCAAGCAGCGGCAGCAUCAGCGAGGGUCCUUCCUCCCCCGCGCCCCCCGCAGUUCCCUGCAUCCGAAUGUUCGUAGAUGCCGUACAAGCCGGGGGUCUGCCGUACAAGCUACUCCGGGAGGGGGGGCUGCUGGUGCGGGUGCGGGUGAACGGUCCGGCAGCUGAGCUUAUGCCG